AAUAGCAACACAGAAUGGCGGACUAUUCAAACGCCUUCGUCCGAUGUAGGACAAAAGAUUACACACAAGAUAACAGAUAAGAUAACUCGCACUGAUAACUCAUUUGCGUCGCGCCGCGCACCAAAAUGGUGCCACCGAGUGCAGAGAGGCCACGCAAUGUGGAAGACCUACACCUGGACAGGGUCGUGGCUUCACAGCCGGAGAUCGGCCCCACACCCCCCGAUGGCGGCUACGGAUGGCUCAUCGUUGCCUCCGCCGCCGUCUACCACAUCACCGUACCAGGUCUCUUCACGCUAUACGGCUUGGUCAUCCUCAAAGCCAUCAGGGAACAAGAUCACGAAGUGGGCGAGAAGAUAAAGAUAUGGCAAGUGGAUAUCGCGCUAGUCCCAGUGAUAAUGGUGGUGAUGAAACUGUUGUUAGAGUCGUGGUGUCGGACGGUGGUGAAACUGUUCAAUAUGCCUCGGUUUAUGGCGUUGUCAGGCCUGUGUAUGACGGUAGCAGGGGUGCUUCUGUCGAGUUUCUCGACGACUACGGACGACAAUGAUCACAUAGUGAGCGUCUUUGCCGGGAUCUUUGCGGGCUCAGGCUGCGCGUUGACCGGCCAGCAGGCUGACGUGAUCAUCACACACUACUUCCGAGACAGGCUGACCACCGCUCAACGCAUCGUCAGAAUGGCACCCUCUCUCGGCAACUGCCUCAUACCCCUCCUAGUAGGCACUCUCUGCUCGCGCUACGCCGCAGACGCUGUCGUCACGGUAUAUGCAGCCAUUUUAAUGCAAAACUGCUUCUUCCUGGCUUCCUUUAGUAGACCAAUUUAUAUAGAAAAGGUCAUCCGAAGCACGUACAAUAUGCUGAGAGAUGCCGUGGAGGAUGAAGAUGAGGUGGUGUUUUCUAAUGAGGAACGACCAGAAUCGACUCAGAGGAACGUAGAUGUGCAGCCGGGGCGAAGUCAACAGGACGAAAACGAUGACAGUAUAGUCGUAUUCAAAUCGAACAAGAAUGCCAAGGAGAUCCUCUCUCCCGAAGUGGCUAGCCGAGAAGAAAUUACAGACAACCGCAGAUUCUCCUCAGAUUUCAGCUCGAUGGCGUAUGAAACACCAAACCGAAAUUCCAACCGCUUUUCGUCUGACUUCAGCAACUUUGACGCAACGCAGUACAACCGAGUCAGCGGCUACCAAGAGCUGGAAAACAUUGAUAGGGAAAACCAGAACCCUCAGCCUUUGUACAGAGAAACUACAGUAGAUGCCCCAGUGGAGCAGUCCCUAGCAUACGCCAUAAACCCUGACAUGACGGCAGGGACAGCCAGACGCACCGCAUCAGUGAAGAAAAACCUCAUCACUCUGGCUAACAUGCUUCGAGAUCUCAACUUCUACCUAUACAUCUUGCUACAUCUGUGCACCACAUACUCCAUAUUGAUAUUAGGGUUGGUGCUUCCCUUGAUAAUUUGGGAGAAAAACCCCUCGUUGAAUGUGUGGGGCGUGGCAACCCUAGUGGCGCUGGCUCACGGCACUGCUAUCUGCUUCAUCAUGAUGUGUGUGGUUCUGCCGAAGUCUAUCAAUGAGAAGGCGAAAUUGUGUGCUAUGUUUUGCUUGACUGGCGCUCUGGGAUUUUAUGGCAUAUCAAUAACCAGCAACAAGAGUUUCCUAGUCGUCUGGGCGAUGAUGGCCAGCUUCUCUUCAGCAUCAGCGAGCAUCCUCCAGCAGCCUUUAUACAACAACUUCAUCAACGAAUUCGACACUACGGCGACUACGGCCGUCGCCAACACCGUGGUAGCAGCCUUCGUUAUGCUCUGGGCUGUGGUGCACGACUAUGAAUACGGCACCUGUUUUGUUAUAGCUAGUGUUUUGCAAGUGGUGACUGGUGCAGUGUUUCUGGCGUCGUCGUUUAGAAGGCAGAGAAGGUAGUGGUUGGGGAGUAUAGAGUGAGUUGCUAAAUGUAUCGCGUGAACUUGUAGGGUGUUGAAAGUUUUUUGUUGUUGCAUUUAGUUUGGUCUGCUCUUUCCGUACAUAUUGAUAAAAUGAUUGGUUUCUUAAAUAAAAUAUCCCACCUAAUAGUUUGUUUAUUGGGUGGGGUGGAAAAGCCUUUAUUUGAAAUUUUAGUUAAGUACUUAACUACUAGCUAGGUACUAUCAGUUUGCAUUAAUAUAUUCAUGUAUGUCGAAUUAAGGUAACUUUCCAUUUUAUGAAUAUGUAUUUUUUGAUAAGGAUACAUUGCUAAUAAAGUUGAUAAUGAUAAGUUACUGGUGGUGUACAUAAUGUAAGAAUAAGUUUUAUAAAAAUACUUAGCUAUAAGUUGAAUGUAUUUAUUUUAUUUACACAGUUCUUGGAUACAAUCGCUAAAUUUAAGUACAUGGAGUUAUUUUCAUAAAAUAAUCAUAACGACUGAUUUGUUUUCUAUAAUUUUAUCAAUAAUAGUUAAAUAAAUUAUUUUCUAAGGA
Plutella xylostella (diamondback moth) is the source of this 2437-nucleotide messenger RNA. RefSeq lists its product as uncharacterized. NCBI's taxonomy places the organism in Eukaryota, Metazoa, Arthropoda, Insecta, Lepidoptera, Plutellidae. Gene Ontology annotation, molecular function: monocarboxylic acid transmembrane transporter activity. The record is from RefSeq and is a predicted model, not a curated record. Gene Ontology annotation, biological process: monocarboxylic acid transport.